Solanum verrucosum is the source of this 1662-nucleotide messenger RNA. RefSeq names its product aldehyde oxidase GLOX-like. The transcript has a single exon. Bases 1 to 1662 code for a protein of 553 amino acids. Lineage: Eukaryota; Viridiplantae; Streptophyta; Magnoliopsida; Solanales; Solanaceae. The record is from RefSeq and is a predicted model, not a curated record.
AUGGAUAGGGAAAAUAUCAUUUUCCUCUUCUUGCUAGUACUAACAGUUUUCACUCUUCAAACUUCAACAGCUUCUCAGAUGUUGGUUUCUCGUAGACACCUCGUAGGAGAAUGGCGAUUGUUGCACAAAAGUAUUGGCAUAACCGCGAUGCAUAUGCAACUCUUGCAUAAUAACAAGGUAGUUAUAUUUGAUAGGACGGAUUUUGGACGUUCUAACCUCUCCCUUCCAAGAGGGCGUUGUCGUUAUAAUUCCCAUGACUUGGUCCUACACAAAGACUGCUCUGCUCACUCUGUUUUAUACGACAUUGGUAGCAACACGUUCCGUCCACUAAUGGUCCAAACGGAUACCUGGUGCUCCUCUGGUGCUGUCCUCCCAAAUGGAACGUUAGUACAAACCGGGGGAUACAAUGAUGGAGACCAUAUAAUACGUACUAUAGCACCUUGCACGGGUGAGAAUUGUGAUUGGUUUGAGCUUCCCCGGACUUUAAUUCAACGAAGAUGGUAUUCAACUGACCACAUCCUUCCUGAUGCACGAAUAAUCGUGAUAGGGGGAAGAAAACAGUAUAACUAUGAGUUCUACCCGAAAAAUUACAGAGGAAACUCUGCUUUCAGGCUACAAUUUCUCAAGAGUACUCGAGACAGGAAAGACGAGAACAACUUGUAUCCAUUCGUGUUCUUACUACCAGAUGGAAACCUUUUAAUUUUCGCGAAUACACGAGCUAUAAUUCUUAACUACAAGAAAAAUCAGGUGCUGAGGGAAUUGCCUUCCAUUCCAGGUGAUGAACCUAGGAACUAUCCAAGCACUGGCUCAGCAGUCUUACUUCCACUAGACGAAAAUCGCCCUAUGGAAGCUGAAAUCAUGGUAUGUGGAGGAGCCCCUCGUCGUGCAUAUGGACUUACAGCUAAUAUGGUCUACAUGAAAGCCCUUUCAAGUUGUGGACGAAUCAGUGUCAGCGAUGAUCAUGGUAGAUGGAAAAUGGAGACAAUGCCAACGCCACGAGUCAUGAGUGAUAUGAUAAUACUACCCAAUGGGGAUAUUCUUAUCAUAAAUGGUGCAUCAAGGGGAACAGCAGGCUGGGAUAACGCGCGUUCCCCUGUCACUAGGCCAGUGAUUUAUCGGCCUAACAUGAGGAGAUACAACAGGUUUUCGAUCAUGAAAGCAUCUUCAAGACCCCGGCUUUACCAUUCCUCAGCCAUUUUGAUGACCGAUGGACGGGUUCUAGUAGGAGGAAGCAAUCCACAGGAAAACUACAACUUCACUGGUGUGGAAUUCCCAACUGAUCUAAGCUUGGAAGCCUUCUACCCGCCUUUCUUAGCCCGAAAACACAAGCAUCUAAAACCAACAGUCCUCUCUAUGGAUGAAAUCUUGAUAUACAAAAAAUCAUUUUCCGCGACUUUCACAGUGCCUAGAUUCUUGAGAAUGGGGACUGUUUCAAUCAGGAUCAUCGCGCCUUCAUUCACCACACAUUCUUUUUCGAUGAACCAACGAAUGGUGGUGUUGAAGGGAGUCGUGGUUGUUGCAGUAUCCGCUAAUACUUAUAAAUUCACAGCAUUUGGUCCAUCAACUAAAGAAAUUGCACCACCAGGAUACUAUUUGCUCUUUGUAGUACAUGCUGGCAUACCAAGCUCUGGUAUGUGGGUGAAAAUCCAGGAUAGUACUUGA